AUGAGCAACAACAAUAACACUACUGAAAUCAGCACUGGAGCCCCAGUGGAAAACCUAAAGAAAGUCAAACAAGGCCACUCUUUCCUGGGUUGUCUCUGUGACAUGAGGAGAGCUGUAAUCAUCCUUGACACUCUGGGCUUCAUUGGAAGUAUCAUUGGCCUUGUGGCUAUCAUUAUCUAUGACAAAUAUGGAACGGAAGAUGACAAGAAGCUUCUCCUUGACAGCUACAGCUUUGGGGCUCUUAUUGCCAUUUACAGUGCGGUCAUCAUCGCCCACUUGAGUGGAAUCAUUGGUGCCCUGACAUUCACCAUUUGCCCUAUUUUGAUCACCAUUAUUAUGGACAUUUCCUAUGCUGUUCUUGCUGGCUUGGACCACAACUGGAUUGGUCUUGGUGUCUACAUCUUCCUGCUGUAUCCACAUGUCUUCUUGUGCAAUGAGCUUGCCAGGGGUAUCAUGACCAGGGAAACGUACCGCAGCCAAGAACGCCAGUCUUGUUGUUGUGUGUAG
This is a messenger RNA of Seminavis robusta, 507 nucleotides long. NCBI's taxonomy places the organism in Eukaryota, Bacillariophyta, Bacillariophyceae, Naviculales, Naviculaceae. The record is from the annotation of a GenBank genome assembly.